AGCGCCGGAGAUUGUCCCACUCAAGUCGUAGUUCAAGUCGGCAGGCAAAUGCGAUUCCUCAGCUGUUAUAUAUAAUCAAUUCUAUCUUCAGCUAUAAGUGUGCUUCGAGAACUCCUUCCAAAGAAUGGUCGGCUUCCAUUUCCAUAACCAACAUCUUCAUGUUGUCGGAUCGAUUUUUUUAAGUGAACAAUACUGAAAGAAUCAUCAAGUUCAUGAUGAAGUUGAUGCUGCGUUUCUCUAUCGGUGAUCGCAUGUCUGGUCGCCUCUGCUACAACCACGCCUGGUCCGUUUUCUUGCUGUUUUUCUGCAGCCGCAUUAACGCUCAUUUAUGAUGGGGCUACGCCUACGGGAAUUUUCUUAUAUUUUCGUCGAGCAUCUCGAUGCCCUGUUGUUGUAGUUGCCAUGUGGAAAAUAGGAGGAUCAUGAAGAAGAGGCAUCUGUAUCAUGACGAGGGAACUAAGAUUUAAAGAUAAAAGCGCACGCUAAUAAAUGGAGCCGGUCAAUCUGAGGAUGAUGGAGGAGACAACGUGCUGCAGGAGGAACAUCGCCAGGCCUGUGCCGACCCCCGCACGACAGAAUCGGGUGGCAGUAUCAUUCGGAUUCUCUAUUGCAACCAACAGCCGCUCCACAACAGCCACCAGAGUUAUGUUAAAGUUUGCCGCUCCACAAGAGUUAUUAAGUUCCGAUUCUUCCAACGAUUGGUCUAUUUAGGCGUUCUGAUCCUUUUCAAUGAUGAAAUAGAGCAGCAAGUUAGAUACUUGUUUCCUGAGAUGGCUUUCGACGGAGGUUUCUGGUGGUUUAUUCUAAGGCCGUAGAAAGGAGAAUCAAGACGAGGAGGUGGAGAAAAAGUUAUGGGUGUGAGAAAGAAACUCAUCUCCGAAGUCAUCUGGAAGAACAUCAAGACAUCAAGGGGAAAAAGGUACUCAGAGUCGGAUGAUCCCUGAGAUGAAUUUCUUGCACCUCUAAAAAAGGCGGAACAAGAUGAAGAGGCCGAAGGCAGCGGUGAUGGCAAUGAGAGCGAAGAAGAUUUUGGCCUUCUGAAGAAUAGAAUUCGGAUUGCUGCUUCCAAGACGACGAUUCGUGACCCCUUUUGUUGUUAAGGGUAUUCAAAGGUUUCCCUGUUACCGUUUGUUUUGCCUCUCCGAAGGGAGAGAGGCAGAACAACAAACGGGAAACGCAAACACCAAAGCCCUACCUCUAAUGCUGGAAACAGAUGAGGGGUCCUCACGGAAGUUUCGAAACGUCUACUCUUAAGGUUGCCUGCUGCUCCGAUCCAUUUUUCGGACUUACCCCUCGAAUGGCGGGUACACUAGUAUCAAUAGAGAUCCCUCAACCGACAACCGACGUUGCGGUGCAGGGGUGCCUUCGCCAGGGCUAUUUUUGACGGAAGAUUCCUCAACCGUAUGCUAGAGACAUUUUUGAGGGAUCCUCAUAUGUUGGAUGAACUCGCGGGAUUGGGUCUAAUGCUGCUCUGGAAACAAAACAGUUUUACGAGAUCGCCCCACGCGUACCAUUCCACCUACUCUCAACUAUGUACAAUCUGCCUCCCAAACAGCAAGUCGAUGAGGAAUACAAGGAUCUUCUACAGGAAAUGUUUGUGAUUCAAAUACCUACAGCACGAGACGGUGCUUCUGAGAGCAGUUUGCCUGAAGAAGGGAACACGCCGCCAGCGAAACUAAUUGGCAUCUCCGACGUAACCGAAAAGCCUCUGCGCGAACAUAAGGACGAAUCCGCUCUGGUCUUGUCAGAUCUGUUUCGCCGUGAACUUUAUUCUCAGUAUGGCGGGAUUCAUAUUCUCAAAUAGAGCAUGAUCUGCGCUCUUCUAGAACCAAAAUAUGACGCGAUAUAUAAUAAUUUCGAUGGUUUGAAUAAUUUUUAAGUAUCUCAAAAAUCUCUUUAUCUUGAAUCUAAACAAGUAGAAUUCAAUGACAAACGUACACCAAAAACAGAAUCCUACAUGCUUCACUUUUCCGUCGUCUACCUCUAAGUCGCGUUCUUUCCGCAGAUGUCGGCACUAGAAUGGGCUCAAACGAUGACCCUGACUUCCGCUGGAAACCAUGGCAAGGCUGCCGCACGAACUUCGCCACACCUUAAUGUUCUAUUUGACCAUCUCCGCUUCGGUCAGAGCGGGCCUCGAACCCCCGCUGUCGCGUUUCAGCGAAGGAUCCAUGCCAAAAAGAUUAGCGGGGAUGCCUCAAACGAGUAAGGCUCGUUCUAAUAAUGAAUGAAUGAGUGAAUGAAUGAGUGACUGACUGAAUGAAGAAGCGCUAGCGCAAGCCAUGAUCAUUCCUGGGUAUCUAGGUGAAUGAAUUGAGAAGCGGUAGUGCUGGCGUACUCCUGAUGGCUUAUCUACUGUAUCUAAGUACUUAUAUUAUAAGUAUGUUUUUCGCGUAAGUGCAAGUGCUGGAACUUUGUGUGACCUAUGUAUAGUGUUUUAGUUUUGAUUUCUUCAAUCAUAACUAGUAAUCAAUGCGAAGGUAAAAGGUCAAUUACUCGAAGAAUACGGGGACGAAAGCGAGCAAAGGAAUACGAGGCAGCAGCAUCUUUUGGCGCCUCCGCUACCGACCUCUUUUUAAGACUACUUGCACUUUUUAAUCUUCAUUGGACUCAACGAGUCGUGGAGUAAGUUUUUGAAACUUCUUGUGAAUUUUUGUUAAGGAUUUUUCCUUAGGACUAGGAUAUUAAACUAGAAGCAGCUGGUCGUGGAAAUCUUCGAGAAAAUCCACUUAGGCUCUUUGCCCAAUGAAUAGAUGAUUUGUCAAGUUAUCUCCAUCAGUUACGACUAGCAAUCUGUGGGUUGUACUAGUGGAGACGACAAGAGAAAGCUAAUGCUAAGUGGCGCGCAGUGUUGCCUCUGUCCUCUAAGAAUUGCUCGAAGACAUCACAGAGCGAUUACUGGUCAUCUAUGCGAUCGGGAAGUUAGGCCUCGGCAUCCCAGUGCACCCUUCCGCCGUCGCGGCUGCCGUACGUGCUGUAUACGAGGAGUAUGAAGAGAGGAAAAUCAUUACUCGUACUCAGUCUUCAACGUCGAAGGCAAUCAUAUCUUCGUAGAUUUGAAUAUGUCGUGCUCGUCAACAUAGGUUGUCAAAAGACUAGAUGUCUUGGGGUGGAAUGUGAAACAGUCUUGAGUGAGUACGCUUUUCCACGUGAUAAAAAAGCGACUGACUUUAUGGCGGAAGAGGAUGAUUUCGAUGAUGCGGGGCGUGAUCUUCAGGGUGGCCAUGCAACGACAACAGAUAGAGUACAGCAAGGUCAUGCAAACGAAGCAUCCAGCUCCAGCACAUCUGAGAUUCGAAUCGAAAGUACAUCGACUAGGGAACGUAAAAGAGACGACUCCACGGGAGUCGCUGCUCGUGAACUUCUGGAAGAAGGGGGAGGAGAAGUAGAACAAGGUAGUGGACGACGUCAAAAUGAAAAUGUUGCUUCAUUCGAUUCAGAAGACGAAAAUUCUGUUUCCACAUUGCAACGUCGGACGCAACAAACGGAAAGGGACACUCAUAAAGCUGAAAAGGACGUGAAUUACGGGAAUAAAGGGACGUGAAUAAUUACAUUUACAGACCCUCAAGAAGAUAGAUGAACAAGAUUAGUAUAACUCUAAUUUUGGAGAGGAAUCAAGUUCAAGAUGAUUCAGAUCGAAGGCUAAGGAAACAAGAUUGUUGACAGCGAGGAAAGGACUACAAUCUUCACAUAAUUUUCGUUUUGUUAUUUUCUUGGCAUGUGCUCCUGACUGCUGUGAUGUAGUAAACUAUGAUAAAAGUGGAUCAACUAGAUUAAUGAUGUAGAUCAUGGUGAUGUUCUUGCAAAUUGGCAGGUUUUAACCUCAGCACGUAAGAGAUCCUCCUCUAAAAAGUGGCGAAGAAAGUACUGCUGCGUGCACCGCCAGAGGCCUCGCGUAUAAUCCGUUUCAAGGCUGUACGAUUCAAAUCUUCACAGGAAAAUUUAGAUGACGAAAAAGACAGAAAAAUAUCCGUUUCGGCGAAGACGUACGAUUUCAUCGAGGCACAGGAGGUACUCGUCACUGUGCGUUACGCGUUUGGAAUCGGUCAUAGCAGAGUGCGCGUGCCAUCGGGUGCCUCGAAGGACGAUAGUCAUUCCAAUACCGGCAAGCACCGAGGUGCAUCGGAUUCACAUGAAGUUGCCGAGGUUGUACAACAAGGACAAGAAAUGAUGGGGUUGGAGAGAGCUGCAAAGCAAAAAGAAAAUGAAGAGAAUAACGAGGAACUUCAAGAAUUCGCACGUCCCAGCUUCGUGUAUCAUCCUUCCGAACUGCAUACUGAGAUUAAGGAUACACUUACCCCCUUUACCGCUAAGCCUACCAUUUGGUUUUGCUCAACAUACCGCUUGUUUCUUUUUGGAACUAAUUAGAAAGUAGUCGCUCAGCUAUCAGAGUCUGUCACAUUGUUUCUUUUUGAAACGGAUGCGUACUUCAAAGAUACCAUAGUUUAUAAAACUAGUAGGUAUUUCAUCAAACAUUGUCCUCUAAUAAGACCUACAGUCUCUUGCGUGAUUACCGGUAUCUGAAUGCGCCUGGGAUCCAUGGGGAUGAAGCGAAAGACGUAGAAAACACGGACAGGCAAGACGUGCCAACUGCAGACUCAGUCAAAGACGGCGUUAGUUAAGCUCAAAUCUACUACAACAAGUGGAAAUAGUACUUGUAGUUUCAAGUUUUGGUAAUGGUACUACAGCUUAAGUCAUGAAAGUAAGUGUAAUACAAGUACAACUCAAGUAGACAAGUUCAAGUUAGUACAACAAUCAAGUGCUUGUUUUAGUUUUACCACUUCUACUUGUUUUUUCCAUCUUCGGAGCAUCGUAGCAUUGGAGCCCUAUUAUGGAUUGCAUUGUCGUCUAGUGUUUGUCGGGGGUCAUUCUGAUUGAAUUCCCCUCUGAAACAUAAUUCUUGAAGGAACUGCGGAAAGGCAUGAUGCCAUUAACUCAGUUCAGGAUAGGGAAAAUUCGAAUCUCCUAUACCACUCACUCAGGUCAGGAUCGUAGUGAAAAUCGAACUCUCCUAUUCUAGCGCUAAGUUGAAAAAGACUUUACUGGAAAGAUUCGAGUGGACAAGGAUCCUACAAGAGCAAAUGAAGCGCGAAAUUCGUGGCGCAUGCAGCUUAUCUUUCGUUGUCGCAGAAGCGACCAAGUGGCCGAGCACGGUCCCAGGAAACCCUUAUGACUGCCAAGAACGAUAGAGGGUAGCAUAGAUAGAUCAUGAUCAUGUUGCUGCGGAAAUGUAUGGGGACGGCGCAUAUACAUUUUCAUUUUCAACGUCAUCAUAAUUGCCAGCUCUUCUAAUUUCGGAUGCAGAAUCCCCUGAAAAAAGCAUCUCUUGGGACCUUGAGCACUCGGAAGCGGUAAUCUUCUACAAUCAUCCUGCAUGGCACGAUGACCCGUUCGGCUUGCGCCCGCCCCUUCCUUUUAAGCCUAGUCAACAUUUUGAUUUUGUGAGUAACUUUGAAAUACUAUCAGAUAUCGUCUCCAUGGCCGUCAUGAACGAUGCCAACAGGGACCACUGCAUGCAUAAGGGGAGGUAGUCAACAUUAAAGUGGAUUAUCCACAAGAGGAAGUUCCUCCUAGAAGUCAACAAGGGGCAUGCGUGGUCGACGAUCGCUAUCCCGAGUGACUCUUCUCUGCAGCAGUCUUGACAAGAACGACUGGAAGUUGAGGGGAACGCAGGCUCUCCAGCUCCACUCAACCUGCAAGUAUGAUUGACCACCUUUAAUCCUUGGCCAUUCUUCUUCGCACAGGACCUAGAAUCUGGGGAGAGGUACGAAGCGACAGAGGGAGGUGCAACCGCUGCGAAGCAAAGACUAGUCCAUAUGCUUGACCAGCGAAAGAUCACAACAAAGCCAGAAUAUCCCGAUCGAGCCAAACUUCGCACGAAAUACGGUACAACUUCUUCUUCCUCUUCGUCUUCCACCCCAGUUAUUGUAAUUUAAUGCUUAGUUAUGCUCUUAUUUUACUCGUAGACGUGGUCGUUGUACAACUUUUCUAUCCAUAGCUGCAUGAAAUACAAUCUUUUCGAGGCGGUCGCGAAAGCGAUGAUCCAAUGUCCUUGUCCCUCCGACGUGGUGAAGUACAAAUCUUGCACCUAAGAACCCGAUGAUGAAUCUCGUUCCUCCAUUGAAAUUUUUCAUUAUUUGUUCUCAACAUCAUGCUAGAACUUACUACUCGUUAUCAUAUUUAUUAUCAGACUGUUCCCAUCCACAUCAUGACUGUCUUUUCAGGUACAAAUUUAAAUGGACGUUGGGGGGUUGAUUUUGGAUUUGCGCUUCGCUUCGUCCCGCACGCAAUGGUGGAAGCUCCGGCAUUAGGUGCGGAACCGGCGCAGACUGAGGACGCAACCAAGAAGGAAGAAGAGCAGCAGAAAAAGCGUCGGAAAGUGGAGGAGGAGACUCUCCCGUGGUUGGCCCCACUAACGUACGACAUUAACAUGUACUUGCAGCUCCUCGACAUGGGAGCAGAACGAGGACGACAGAGAAAAGCUGCAGAGGACAAGAGGAAUCCGAAACCUGGAGACUUGCAUGAUAAAAUGACGCAAGAACAAGAAGCUGAAGAUGGACCUUCGCCGAAAACAGCUGCUAACGAUGUUGGUACAUCAUCUCAUCCGAAUCAUCUAACGAAUGACCGACUCCUGACAAGCGAGCACCCUGCUCAGCGCGGUUGCCUCUUUCAACCGAAGGAGGUCCCAAAUACAGGAUCAAACCGAUUAACCGAAGAAAGUGACGCUAGUGAACAAGGCGAUCGAAAGCGCUUGAACAACAUGAUGGUUACCUCUGAUGAAGGUCAAGGACAAGGUUUUCCUGGUCCUGGCAGUGAGGCUGAGCACGCAGGACCAGGUGCUUCUACUGCUGGUGCGGCACCUACCGAAAGUACCGCGGCAGCUGCAGGCGACGAGGCCUUAAUAGAAGAGUACCUUGCUGCUGAAGAGCAAGAGCAGCAACGCAACAGCGCCUCACAAGUUACCGAUCCUGCUAAAAACAAGAAAGACGACGACGGAAACAAGAACACCGGCACGGAGUGGAUCUGGACCGAGGAUGGCAGUAGUUCGUAUAACCAGCUCACCGACGCUGCACUGAAGAUGCGACCGCCGCACGUGCUUAGAAUACGCCGAGAGGUUUUGUUGUGGUUUCCACCGUAUCCAUUUCAAAGAAGUCUACAAGACUUACGAGUGUAGGAAGUGCAUCUCCGAAGUCAUCUGGAGGAGAAAAGGAGGAAGAGAAAGGUGUCCAGAUGAUCUCUGCGAUGCAUUCCCUAUGCCUCUAAUAGACGCUGACUUCAACGCUGCUUCACGGACCGCAGUAGCCUUCGACUACAGAUGGCCCCCGGACCGCACCAGCAUGCCUCAUGAGGAGUUCUAGCAGUUUUAAACAAAUCCUGUCCGCAAGCAUUGAGGAUGAUCUCCAUUGUCAUCGCAUUGAGGAUGAUCUCCAUUGUCAUCGUUUCUCUGCUGGCGGCUGCACGAAUUAUAGACACCGAAGGUCAUCAGGCAACCUCUCGGGUGAAGCUCUAGCUCUUCCCGAAGUGCGCGCUACAGCGUGAGACGGUCAGCACGAAGGAAAAAAGAGGGUCGCGCAUCGUGUCGGAGACGAACAAGCAGAUUAGGGAAAAUUUGAAAGACCCUACUGCGCCAAUGCCAUGGGCGGAACCACGAAGUACUAGAUUCUAGAAGAGGAACGAAAGAGGUUGCACUUCUACGGGAGAGCGUCUGCUAGAAGAUGAGCAUCUGAUACCACAAGGAAACGCAGAGUAUUUCUUCAUCACAUUCACCCGUUUACCUUACGGCUUUGCGGCCAAAAAUAGCUUAUGCCAAAGCAACACUCUCCGUCUCUCAUCUGUCUUCUGAUCUCGACGACUGUCACUCUACGUCAUUUAUCUGUCUUCCGAUCUCGGCAAAUGUCUUUCAUCGAGAGAUUCUGACACUCUCUGAGAACACGGG
This is a messenger RNA of Amoebophrya sp. A25, 7933 nucleotides long. The record is from the annotation of a GenBank genome assembly. Lineage: Eukaryota; Dinophyceae; Syndiniales; Amoebophryaceae.